Molecule: messenger RNA, 1095 nt
Organism: Ordospora colligata OC4
Lineage: Eukaryota; Fungi; Microsporidia; Ordosporidae
Product: putative methyltransferase
Exons: 1
Coding region: 1-1095 (364 amino acids)
Biological process (GO): tRNA N1-guanine methylation
Cellular component (GO): cytoplasm
Source: RefSeq, a predicted model, not a curated record
AUGAAUCAAAAUGAAUCAAUAAGAUCGGUUAUUAGGUCACUGGCACUUGCAAUCAGCAGCUCUGAAGCUUCUGAAAUGAUUUAUAAACAUAGAAAUAACGCUCGGAGAAUAGCAAGAAUCCCGUUUGCUAUUCACACCAAAAAGCAGUAUUCAUGCUUCAAAGUGCUGACAAUCGUUGACUGUGAUAUUCUAAUGCUGGUUGAGGAUGAUAAAUGUAAAACAGAAGAAACUGAAUGCAAAUACAUAUGGAUAGAGAUUGAAUUAAACUACAACUACUUCACAUACACCGAGGUACUUGAAAAGCUGCUUCCUGCUGGUGUCCAAGUGCCUUCGUCAUUUGAGAUAGUGGGAAACAUUGCACACCUGAACUUAGAUGAACAGCAGAUGAACCAUAGACAUACAAUUGGAAAAGUCAUUCAUGAAAAGACUGGAAUGACAGUGAUAACCAAAAUUGGAAACAUAUCAAACGAGUUCAGGUCUUUUGAUCUUGAAGUCAUAGGAGGAGAACCCAAUCUACAAACUGUACACAGGGAAGGAGGAGUUCUAUUUUGCAUUGACUACAAGAAUGUUUAUUGGUGCUCUAAGCUGCAGAAUGAAAGGCUCGAGAUACUGAAGAUGUUUAUGCCUGGAGAGACUGUUUGUGAUCUUUUCUGUGGGGUUGGACCAGUAUCUUUGAGGGCGCUUAAGAACGGAUGUAAGGUAUAUGCAAAUGAUCUGAAUCCACAUGCUAUUGAAUGCAUGAAUGCAUCAAUAAAAACCAAUAAACUCAACAGUAGCAAUAUUGAGGUAUUCAACCUUAGUGCUGAUGAGUUUCUGAGUGUAGUUGAAGGAAGAAAGGUUGAUCACUUUUUCUUGAAUCUUCCUGAGCAUAGUCUGGAAUACCUUAAACGAAUUAGUACAUGGAACACUAGUGCUCUUGUACAUUGCUACUUCUUCAGUAGAAACGACGAGGAUGUUGAAAAAUAUAUUUUCAAGACGAUUGGCCUACAAAUAUCAAAAGAUUUGCUGAGGAUUGUAAGAAAGGUAUCUCCAUCAAAAAGCAUGUACAAGCUUGAAGUUUCAUGUGAGAUUUUGCGAGCUGGAUUUACAGAUUGA